AUGUCGCCUAGGGCGAAAGUGGCGAUAUCCGCCUCAAAAAACACACUCCCGAGCCUCGUUCUUCCGGUGAACGCCUCGACGCUUGCUGCUCCAGACCGUCCUCCUGGGUUCGAGGUAGAGAUCCAUUACGAUACAAGCAAGCCUUUCGGCCCUCUGGGAGUGUAUCUAUGUGCCAUUGACUGCAUGUAUCACUUCGCACAGAUAGGAUGGCAUGAGGCGCUCGCUGGGGGCUUAACAGUCUGGGUGGAUGGCUUCGACGUGGAGAUUGACGUUGAAUCCGAGCAAGGGCCAACUGGUCCACUUAAGCUGGAAACCAGUAACAUCAUCCAGGGGCUCUACGAGACAAUGUUGGAUGUCUCUGCUGGUUCCCAUUUCUGUGAAGUGCUUACGACGCUCUCGCUGCACAGAAGGCAACUUGGUACUUUAGUCAUAGAGAGGAGAGCACCAAGGACACUGGAGAAGGGUAGUGCCAAUACUACGAAUACAGGUCUCACGAAAGCAUCCGCACAGGGCAACACUGUGACCUACCCUUCGGGCUAUAUCACUGAUUCCAACGAUCAUAGUUUCUCAACGUCCUACACCUAUUCCGGCACCCGUAUCAACAGUAAGGAUGUGUUCCUAGCUGUCCUCGAUGCUCUAGCAACCGCAGCGCAAUUCUCUCCAAGCACCCCUUUUAGAUCUCUCACCGCACUCAGCGCGUCCGGCAACUGCGUUAUCAACAUAGUUGAAGUCGACAGCCAAUUUCAGGUGAAUUACAGCUUCGUCACAAAAGCGCUGAGAGUCAUGGUACUGGACAUCAUGGUCACAUUACGAAACUUUGGAGAGGUGACGUUCCAGUUGAAAUGGAAAGCCUUGAAUAUUGCAGAAGGGUCAAUUCAGCUAGCGGGUCAAAAUAAAGCGCGAUAG
Letharia lupina is the source of this 906-nucleotide messenger RNA. RefSeq lists its product as uncharacterized. Lineage: Eukaryota; Fungi; Ascomycota; Lecanoromycetes; Lecanorales; Parmeliaceae. The coding region runs from base 1 to 906 and encodes 301 amino acids. The transcript is spliced from 3 exons. The record is from RefSeq and is a predicted model, not a curated record.